CGCAUCCACCUGUUCCCCAAUUUGGGCAAAAAUUAUCUCCUUUCAAGAUUACCUACUGUUUGCAACUUCAAUCGCUGCUUCAAUCGAUCAACAAUUAGGGUUUUGGAAUUUGUAGCUUUUGGGUGAUUAUGGCGGAGUACCAUGACGAAAUCGAGCCGAAAGGCGAGUCGUUUAUGGAUAAAAUUACAGAGAAGAUUCAGCGCGACGAUUCUUCGUCGUCGGAUUCGGAUUCUGAGAAGAAGAAGAAGCACGAUGAUGAGUUGAAGAAGAAGCACGAUGAUGAGUUGAAGAAAAAGCAUCACGAUGCUCCUUCUCCGACUUCGAUGAAGUCGAAGAUCUACCGGUUGUUCGGUAGGGAGAAACCGGUUCACAAGGUUUUUGGUGGUGGAAAACCUGCUGAUGUAUUCUUGUGGAGGAACAAGAAGAUAUCAGCCAGUGUACUUGGUGGAGCAACUGCAGUGUGGGUGUUCUUUGAAUUGCUCGAGUACCAUCUGCUUACUUUGGUUUGCCACGUUUUGAUACUUGCGUUUGCGGUUCUCUUCCUGUGGGCAAAUGCUUCUAAGUUCAUUAACAAGUCUCCUCCACGUAUCCCAGAAGUUCGAAUUCCUGAGGACAAGUUUCUUCAGAUUGCUGCUGGAUUAAGGAUUGAAAUUAACCAGGCACUUGACACGCUACGGAACAUUGCAUCUGGAAGGGAUUUAAAGAAGUUUCUUGGUGUUGUUGCUGGACUGUGGGUUCUCUCCAUUGUCGGGAGUUGGUGCAAUUUCUUGACAUUGUUCUACAUAGCUUUUGUGCUUCUACAUACGAUCCCCGUGGUGUACGAGAAGUACGAGGACCAGAUAGAUGCAUUUGCAGAGAAGGCAAUGAUGGAGAUGAAGAAGCAGUAUGCAGUGUUUGAUGCCAAGGUUGUGAGUAAAAUCCCCAGAGGACCAUUGAAAGACAAGAAGAGAGCUUGAUUUUCAAUUCAUAUUUCCUUAUGGAUUGUAGUAGACAAGACUGUUGGUGAAUUUGUUGUUAUUUUGUAGCAGGUGUUGUGAUCUUUUUAGUGAUGCUCAACUGAUGUUUAUUUGUUUUUUUAAUCAAAAAGGCUUGUGUUGAAUGUGU
This is a messenger RNA of Cynara cardunculus var. scolymus (artichoke), 1104 nucleotides long. Its product is annotated as reticulon-like protein B2. The record is from RefSeq and is a predicted model, not a curated record. The transcript has 5 exons. NCBI's taxonomy places the organism in Eukaryota, Viridiplantae, Streptophyta, Magnoliopsida, Asterales, Asteraceae. The coding region runs from base 129 to 956 and encodes 275 amino acids.